UAAGAUAUUCAUCAAUGAAAACAAUGUAGAUGUGGCACCGUAGAGACGCUGUCUGCGCUUCAUAACAACACCCACGGUGUUUUUUUUACACUUCAAGUGCAGCUCCUAUGCUGUAAUGAAGGCUACCAGAAGCAAUAUGUUGGGUGCCGGUCCAUCCAACAACAAGGUCAAGUAUUCACGACUGGCUGCUGAUGAAGACGGUUACAUCGACUUACAGUUCAAGAAAAGCCCGCCAAAGGUUCCUUACAAGGCGAUUGCACUGGCAAUAUUCCUGUUCCUGAUCGGCUCCUUAUUGAUAAUCUUUGGGGCUCUUCUUCUAUCUGGGACCAUACAGGUCGAGCAUCCAGAUCGCACUAUUCCCGUCAUCAUCAUCGGACUUCUUGUUUUCCUUCCUGGAUUUUACCAUUUGAGAAUUGCUUACUAUGCCGCCAAGGGUUACCGGGGUUACUCCUAUGAUGACAUCCCAGAUUUUGGCGACUGAGUGAAAUGACAGCUGCUGAUUGGUGGAGCAUCCUGACACUGUUGCCUGCUGUUUACGUCAAGUUUCUGAAUGUAUGUAGCGAAUAUGGCAAAACUUUAUCAUUGCUUUGCCAUUGAGACUUUAAGGUUUUUUAGAAUUCUGUCCUUUUCUGCAGAGCUCUUAUGGUUGAAAACAAAAGCUUGACAACCCUGAGAGGCUUUUUAUCAACAAUGAACCAAACAUUCAAUGAGUAGAUGAGUUGUUGCUCGCAUGCAACAAUACAGCAACUUGUUGCUAUUGUAAAAUGCUCACCAUUCAUUUAAGAAAUGAUAACAAACCCUGAAUCAGUGGUGAAACAAUUUUGAAUGCCUUUAACGUACUACUGCUAAAGUCCAUGAGCUGGAUAACUGAAAAGCUUUGUGUUCUUUGCACAGUUGCACAGCUGUUACAGAGUGUAUCUUAAACAAAUAUUUAUUUUAGUGACUGUAGUCUGUAUGAUUUAAUGCAAAGCUCUGGUGACUAUAUUUCUCCCGAGGGGUUAUAUUUGCAGUACUAUCCAAAGAUCAAUUACUUUGUCAAAGUACAGUAUAUUUUUGACUGAGAUGUAUUACUUUCUGUAUGAAGUAUUGCCGUUUGUGCAUAUUUGUUUGCUUUUAAAUAUCAGAGAAAGAAGUAUUUUUUACAUACAUUUGCUUG
Plectropomus leopardus (leopard coralgrouper) is the source of this 1156-nucleotide messenger RNA. RefSeq names its product transmembrane protein 230a (gene tmem230a). NCBI's taxonomy places the organism in Eukaryota, Metazoa, Chordata, Actinopteri, Perciformes, Serranidae. The record is from RefSeq and is a predicted model, not a curated record. Gene Ontology annotation, biological process: synaptic vesicle transport. Gene Ontology annotation, cellular component: synaptic vesicle; endomembrane system.